This is a messenger RNA of Paramisgurnus dabryanus, 1665 nucleotides long. It is a transcript of the gene l3hypdh, whose product is annotated as trans-L-3-hydroxyproline dehydratase. Lineage: Eukaryota; Metazoa; Chordata; Actinopteri; Cypriniformes; Cobitidae. The record is from RefSeq and is a predicted model, not a curated record. Gene Ontology annotation, molecular function: hydro-lyase activity.
CAGUAAUGAAACACUGCUCAACUGUACACAACUUUCCAGCUGAAAUCCAGGGAAAUCCAGAAACUGCUACUGUAAACAAUCCCAAAAAGUUUCUAAAUCGAGGGAAGGAAUUGUUUGUUACAUUCAAUCGCAGUUUUAUUUCAUAUAAAUAGUUGCAUUGAUAACAAAAACCUCAUGAUUUACUUUUUUCGACGUCAAUACAAAACUUGCAGUCUCAACUCUGUGCAUUUGUAACGAGUGAUCAAUGGACUUCCCAAAGCUUCCUCCUCACUCCGGGUCCGUGCUGUCAGUAGUGGACAUGCACACGGGUGGAGAGCCGCUGCGCGUGAUCCUGAGCGGCUACCCGGAGGUCAUAGGUGAUACCAUCCUCGCCAAGCGUCGCUAUGUACGAGAGCACCUCGAUCACCUUCGCAAAGUGUUGAUGUUUGAGCCCCGUGGUCACUAUGACAUGUACGGGGCACUCUUGGUCAGCAGUGAGUUGCCUGAAGCAGACAUCGGUGUUCUGUUCAUGCAUAAUGAAGGAUACAGCACCAUGUGUGGGCAUGCUGUCAUUGCGCUCGGGCGCUUCGCAGUGGAUUAUGGUUUGAUCAAAGCGCCCACUUCACCAGAGACACAAAUAAACAUACACUGCCCCUGCGGUUUAGUCAAGGCUUUCACUCAGUAUUCAGAUGGGAAAACAGGGGCUGUCAGAUUUCACAGUGUACCUGCUUUUGCGUUUGCCACAGAUGUGAGUGUUUCUGUACCUGGAUAUGGGCCUGUCAUUGUGGAUAUAAGUUAUGGUGGCGCUCUUUAUGCUUUUGUGAGUGCUGACAAGUUUGGACUGGAUGUCAACAAGUCCAAAACCAGAGAUUUGGUGGAUGCAGCAACUGCAGUGACAAAUGCUGUUAAGUCCCAGGUCAAGUUAUCCCAUCCUGUUAGUGAAGAUUUGGCCUUUCUAUAUGGUACGAUCAUUACUGAUGGCAAAGACGCUUUCUCUGAGGAACCCACUGCCAACUUGUGCGUGUUCGCUGAUGCACAGGUUGAUAGAAGCCCAACCGGGUCAGGCGUCACUGCUCGCAUAGCUCUUCAGUACCAUAAAGGCCUGAUCAAGCUGAACCAGACCAGAAGCUUCCAGAGCGGAGCUACAGGAUCGGUUUUCACAGGGAAAGCAAUACAGGAGACCACAUGUGGAGACUUCAGUGCUGUGAUAGUAGAGGUGGCAGGUCAUGCUCACUACAGCGGAGUGGCCAGUUUUACCCAGGAGAGCGAUGACCCACUGAGUGAAGGCUUUCUUCUGCGUUGACUCGACUAAUCCUAACCAAAGUCCAGUAAAAAGUUGAAACAUUGACUGAUCGCAGGUACAGUGCAGGACUACAGUCCCCAGUGUGAGUUUAGGUACUGUAAACAAACUGUAUCAUUGGAGCUAGCAAAUCUCUCUGUAAAGCAAAUUGUGCAAUUUACAAUUAAACAAUGAAUAAACCUUAGUGUUGCAUGCAUGCAGGUAAACUUUUUAAAAGACAAUGCAAUUUUUAAGUGUUUGAAUUGGGCUUAAAUUGUACGUCAGUUUCUGACUUAUGAUAUCACAAUUGAAUAUUUGUAUUACAACUAAAGUUAAAGCUAAGAAUAAAAAUGUAACUAUAUGCAAAUAAAUUUUCCACCUAUAAUUAAAUAUGUGACUGAAUUAAA